This is a messenger RNA of Cylas formicarius (sweet potato weevil), 1477 nucleotides long. RefSeq lists its product as uncharacterized. The record is from RefSeq and is a predicted model, not a curated record. NCBI's taxonomy places the organism in Eukaryota, Metazoa, Arthropoda, Insecta, Coleoptera, Brentidae. The transcript has 4 exons. The coding region runs from base 293 to 610 and encodes 105 amino acids.
AUCGAAAGUUUCAAAAUAUGUAAUACACACAAGGUAAAGCAACGAAAACGUUUAAGUUGACAUUAAUUUAAGAAAAAAAAGUAUUCAAUUGCGUUGCUAUCUCCAACAAAUCAAUUACCGUCUCGUCCUUUAAACAAGAUGAUUAUUAUCGAAGAAAAUAUUAGGAAUUUGCGAUAAUAGUAUACAAUUGAAAUAGGUAGUCAAUAUUUUUUUUUUACUGGCAUACACAGAAUGAUAUAAAAGAGGAGUUUACACAAUCGGUAACUGAGUAAGUUGCACAAAAUUAUGUGUUAUGCAUUUUAAAGUUUUAAUAAAUCUGUUAGCUGCUUUAGUGGCGGUCGCCACUGGAAAGUUGAAGAUUUCUACAACGCUGACUGAAUUGCACAACACAUGUGUGCAGAAAUCUGGAAUAACUGAAGAAGAACAUUUGGCAUACGACAUCCGCACCAGCAACGAUUACUCAAUGAAAAUAUUCCGGAUCUAUGUGAAAAAUCAUGAUUUUGACAAGUGUCUGCAUGAUGCUGACCCUGAAGCAAGGAAAAAUAUCGUUUGGAAACGAAACAUUUUCUUAUCGUCUUUCCUUUUCAGAACUGGUUUCUUGUUUAAGUAAUUGGCAGCUAAAAACUUUCCCUUAAUGUUAGAAGAGAAUAUUUUAACAUAAACCAAACAAGUGAGCUAAUUCAAAACUAUUAGUUUUUUUGAAGCAGUUGAACAACCAGCUACAGAUUGUAGGUAUAUUUUUAAUUAAAAUCUGUAUACGCCUUCCAACCGUUUUUAAGAUAGCAGUAAUCACCUACAUUGUAUUCAGAGCACCUUAGUUAAUAUGCGAAAGCUUUAGUUAAAUAAAUUUUGACUUUUAUAGUUACUUGCCUGUUUAUUUUAACUUUAUAUCUAAAUAAAUAUCCGCAUUAAGUUAAAUAUUUACUUUUACUUACUUGGCUACCUAUUUUCACUUUAUAUUUAAUCAAAUAAAAAUCCGGCCGGUGUGCCCCAGUAAGGCUAUUGUGGCAACUUUUUCUUUCAUGUGGACGGUCAGAUUGCUUUUCAUUUGUCUAUUACUUGAAUUAUAUUAUUGUGGAGGUUUGAAAGUGCUGGUUUUGAAAACCACCCAAACGCUCUUAAAAUGGAGUUAAAAUAGCUAUUUUCUGGAACAGCCUUUUAAUAGCGUCGAAAAACCAAAUAGGAGAGAAGUAAAAGUGAGAAACUAAGUCAGAAAAACAACAGCGCUCCUUAAACUAUUUAUUUCAACAAAUUCUCAAGUUACUACACACGAUAAAAAAUAUAACCAUUUCACUCCAAAAACAAAAGAAAAAAAAUUUAAGUAUACUUAUCUUCCUGCAGCUACAAUUAUUAUUAUUAAACAUACUUUCUACCGAAAUAAGGCAAUUUUUUUUUCUUAGCAUCGUUAUUGUAUUCAAAAUUAUCGUUCAGCGUUAUAAAAAGUAUGUUCAAUGGUUCUCAGUAAAAUGUUCACAUG